Propithecus coquereli (Coquerel's sifaka) is the source of this 2113-nucleotide messenger RNA. RefSeq names its product immunoresponsive 1 homolog (mouse) (gene ACOD1). The record is from RefSeq and is a predicted model, not a curated record. Gene Ontology annotation, molecular function: lyase activity. NCBI's taxonomy places the organism in Eukaryota, Metazoa, Chordata, Mammalia, Primates, Indriidae. Bases 25 to 1488 code for a protein of 487 amino acids. The transcript has 5 exons.
GCUAAACUUCCUCUUUAGAACAACAUGAUGCUCAAGUCUGUCACAGAAAGCUUCGCCAAAGUGAUCCAUGGCUUAAAAGUGGGACACCUGACUGAUCAAGUCAUUCAGAGGAGCAAGAGAAUGAUCCUGGAUACCCUGGGCGUCGGGUUCCUGGGAACCAGCACGGAAGUGUUUCACAAAGCCAGCCAAUAUAGUAAAAUCUAUAGUUCCAACAUAUCCAGCACUGUUUGGGGUCAGCCGGACUUCAGGCUCCCGCCUACAUAUGCUGCUUUUGUUAACGGUGUGGCUAUUCACUCGAUGGACUUUGACGACACGUGGCACCCUGCCACUCACCCUUCUGGGGCUGUCCUUCCUGUCCUCACAGCUUUAUCAGAAGCCCUGCCUCAGAGUCCAAAGUUUUCUGGCCUUGAUCUGCUGCUGGCUUUCAAUGUUGGUAUUGAAGUGCAAGGCCGAUUAAUGCAUUUCUCCAAGGAAGCCAAAGACAUACCAAAGAGAUUCCAUCCCCCUUCAGUGGUAGGAACUUUGGGUAGUGCUGCUGCUGCAUCCAAGCUUUUAGGACUUAGCUUGACAAAAUGCCAAGAGGCCCUGGCUAUUGCUGUUUCUUAUGCUGGGGCACCCAUGGCAAAUGCGGCCACUGAGACCAAACCCCUUCAUACUGGCAAUGCUGCCAAGCACGGGAUAGAAGCAGCUUUUUUGGCGAUGCUGGGUCUCCAAGGAAACAAGCAGGUUUUGGACUUAGAGGCAGGAUUUGGGGCCUUCUAUGCCAACUAUUCCCCAAAAGUUCUUCCAAACCUAGAUUCCCACACUUGGCUGCUGGACCAGCAGGAUGUGGCCAUCAAGAGUUUUCCCGCACAUCUGUCUACCCACUGGGUGACAGACGCAGCUGCAUCUGUGAGAAAGCACCUCAUAACAGAGAAAGCCCUGUUCCCCACCGAGCACAUCAAGAGAGUUGUGCUCAGGAUUCCAAACGUCCAGUACGUAAAUAGACCCUUCCCCAACUCGGAGCACGAAGCCCGUCAUUCCUUUCAGUAUGUGGCCUGUGCCAUGCUGCUGGAUGGUGACAUCACAGUCUCAUCAUUCCAAAAACACCAGAUUAACAGGCCACAGGUGAGAGAGCUUCUCAGUAAGGUAGAGCUGGAGUACCCUCCAGACAACCUGCCAAGCUUCGACACACUGUACUGUGAAAUAAGUGUCACCCUCAAGGAUGGAGCCACGUUCACCCAUCGCUCUGAUACUUUCUAUGGUCACUGGAGGAAACCACUGAGCCAGAAGGACCUAGAGGCAAAGUUCAGAGCCAAUGCCUCCAGGACACUGUCCUGUGACACAGUGGAAAGUCUUAUAAAGAUAGUAGAAAAACUGGAAGACCUAGAAGACUGUUCUGUAUUAACCACACUUCUCCAAGGAUCCUCUCCACCAGAGGCAGCUUCGAAAUUAUUCAGAUGUAAUAAUUCUAUCACACAAUCUUUCCUGGGGUUUACCAACUUCUAAACGACUUUGUGUUUGAGGAGAUUUUGAUAAUUGCUGUGUAAAACAAGGGUCUGCUGCUUGUCUGCCCAGGAAUAAAGAGUUCAGAAACAGAACUAUAUUUAUUUGGAAGAAGUCCUGUCCCAUAAAUUUUGCAGGACAGUUCAAGUUACCUAAAUCAAAAUAAUAAAUAUGUGAGAAACACAAAAUAUUUUCUAAGCAUUCAUAAGGGUGAAAUUCAAGUCACCUGUGAUUUGCUUAUACAACUAAUCUUUUCAGAGGAAUUAUUUUGAACUUCGUGAACCUCAAGGCUUUAGAAGAUUAUGAACCCAUAUGUCUGUUUUCUGACAGUGGAGAAGGGCUCUGGUCUUUUGUGCCACCAAUGGAUUUCUUAGACCAUGGAUUACUCCCGAGCCCUCCACAGUGCAAGGGGUGCGAUUGGGGGAUUAGUGCGUUCAAAUCCUGCCUCUGCCACUUAUUAGACAUGGCCCUGGGCAUGUUACCAGGUGUCCCUCUGCCUUAGUCUGUAAAGCAGUUUUGUCUGUUCUGGACAUUCCAUAUGAAUGGAAUCAUAUAUGUAGUCAUGUGUGUCUGGCUUCUUUCACUUAAAUAAUGAUUUUGAGAUUCUUCCUCGUAUGUAUUAGUUCUU